AUGACCUCUAAUUCAUCAUACGAGUCCUCUCUUCCACCGUCGCAACCACAAAAAAAGAAAACUUCAACACAAAUCUAUUUUGAAGGCCGUCCAUUACCUGAUAAUUUAAUAAAUUUUUCUUCACCGACUGGGAAAGAACUUUUUAAACAGGCACUUAACGAAGGCUAUGCAGAAGGUUACUUUAAUCUGUCUAGUUGUUUUGCACAUCAAAUGGAUCCCGCUUUUUGCGGGUUAAGCUCUUUAUCAAUAGUCCUUAACGCUUUACAAAUUAAGGGUGCACCUGUAUGGAAAGGUCCGUGGCGCUGGUGGUCAGAUGAACUUUUGAUUUGUUGCACACCUAUAGAAGAAGUUAAGAAAAAUGGGAUCACUUUUUCUCAGUUCGCGUGUUUAGCAAAAUGUCAUUGUGAGGUUAUUGUUAAACGCGCAGAUCGCAUAUCAAAGGAAGAAUUCAUUGCAGAUUUGAAGAAUGUUUGUUCACGUUCAGACGUUUAUAUGGUGAUUUCAUUUUCUAGGGCUGCUAUGAAACAAACUGGGGAUG
This is a messenger RNA of Cetraspora pellucida, 538 nucleotides long. Lineage: Eukaryota; Fungi; Glomeromycota; Glomeromycetes; Diversisporales; Gigasporaceae. The record is from the annotation of a GenBank genome assembly.